UAAGUGUCCCGUAUGUUUUCGGGAUAGUCAGAAUCAUUUUACAUCAUUUUACAGCCACUUUUAUAUCAAAAGUGCAAAGGAAACCCUGGUGGUGACACAAGUUUCCUCAGGUCUUUCUCUGCAGAGCUGAGAACUGGUGCAUGGUCCAUUUUUAUUUUGCUUUAAUUCCAUCCUGAAUCCAAAACCAGUGAAAUCUUAAAAGCAAAAAUGCAUAAUUUUGUUAAAGUCUGCACUAAAGGAAAGCUGAGUCUUUGGCCUUGAUUCCUGCUGAUCUCCAGCUUAUUGGCAAGGAUGCACAAUUGCCUGAUAGCCUUGAUUGUCACACAGGUCGAUGGCAUUGCUGUGACUCAGGGCCAUAAACUCCAUUUCCAAGGGGUGUGGGCCAGGGGGGCUGAGAGCUCGGGCUGGUCUAUAAAGGCAGGCCUCGGCCCAGCUGCUCCAUCCUGCUCCCUCCAGCUGCUGUUCUGCUUCCCAGGCUCAUCCCAAGGCAGCCAUGGCAUUCGCAGGCAAAUACGAGUUCGAGGGCGACGAGAACUACGAUGCCUUUGUGCAGAAGAUCGGUCUCCCCAGUGACAAGGUUGAAAUGGGAAGGAACUGCAAGAUUGUGACAGAGGUGGUGCAGAACGGGAAUGACUUCACGUGGACACAGCACUUCCCGGGAGGCCGCACCACCACCAACACCUUCACCGUGGGCCAGGAGGCAGACAUGGAGACCAUGGGAGGGAAGAAGUUCAAGGCAACUGUCAAAAUGGAAGAUGGGAAACUUGUGGCUGAUUUCCCCAACUACCGCCACACUGCAGAGAUCUGUGGGGGGAAGCUGGUAGAGAUUUCUACUUCUUCUGGUGUCGUCUACAAAAGGACCAGCAAAAAGAUUGCCUAAGGCAGCAAGGCCAGUCUCCUCCAAUGCACUGAAAGCCAACAAUAAAAUAAAUAAAGUAAAGUUCUGUCUUCGUCUCUUUCUUGGUUUUACAAACAAUGUCAUGUUAAUGCUGACCCCAUUCCUACAUAUCUGAUGGGGUGGGACAAGAUGAGAUUUAAGGUCCCUCCCAACCAAACCCUUCUGUGACUCUGAUUCUCUGCUCUGAGGGACAUCACUGAUGCUCACACCACUUUGUGCCCUGAGAGGAGCCCUGAGCCUUAAGAACAAGACCUUUUAAUCACUUCCUGUGCAGACCAGAUGCCUUUGCCGUUAGAGCUGCCUUGAUGGGGCUGGGAGGGAUUU
This is a messenger RNA of Motacilla alba alba, 1222 nucleotides long. It is a transcript of the gene FABP6, whose product is annotated as fatty acid binding protein 6. Gene Ontology annotation, biological process: fatty acid transport. NCBI's taxonomy places the organism in Eukaryota, Metazoa, Chordata, Aves, Passeriformes, Motacillidae. Gene Ontology annotation, cellular component: cytosol; nucleus. The record is from RefSeq and is a predicted model, not a curated record. The transcript has 4 exons. Gene Ontology annotation, molecular function: fatty acid binding. Bases 494 to 880 code for a protein of 128 amino acids.